Chaetura pelagica (chimney swift) is the source of this 1241-nucleotide messenger RNA. It is a transcript of the gene TMEM144, whose product is annotated as transmembrane protein 144. The record is from RefSeq and is a predicted model, not a curated record. Lineage: Eukaryota; Metazoa; Chordata; Aves; Apodiformes; Apodidae. The transcript is spliced from 11 exons. Bases 1 to 1074 code for a protein of 357 amino acids. Gene Ontology annotation, cellular component: membrane. Gene Ontology annotation, molecular function: carbohydrate transmembrane transporter activity. Gene Ontology annotation, biological process: carbohydrate transmembrane transport.
AUGAAUAUUGGGAAAGCUUUCAGUACCUUUAACAACAGCAAUGGAACAGAUCUGGCUAUUGGCUUUACCUCUUCCACAGUAGCUGUCCUUCUAUUUGGAACAAACUUUGUGCCUGUUAAGAAAUUUGAUACUGGCGAUGGCAUGUUCUUCCAAUGGAUUCUCUGUGCCUCCAUAUGGAUAGUUUCUUUAGUGGUCAAUUUAAUCCAGAAUUGCCCCCGGUUUUGGCCUCUGGCGAUGGUUGGGGGUUUUGUGUGGGCUACAGGCAAUAUUACAGUUGUCCCUAUUGUCAAAACUAUUGGCUUAGCUCUUGGUCUUUUGAUAUGGGCUUCUUUUAAUUUGCUGACAGGUUGGGCAAGUUCACGGUUCGGUUGGUUUGGAAUUGACCCAGAAGAGGUAUCAAGACCAAUCUUAAAUUCUGUUGGAGCAGGACUUUCACUACUAAGUGCUGUCAUAUUUCUUUUUAUAAAAACUGAAAUCCAGAGUCCUUCAGCUUCACUAGAAAACACACCUUUACUGAGAGAAAGUUCUAUUAAUGUUUCUGAAGAUACUUCUGAUGACUCAUGGGUGAACAGGCUUUCUCCAGCAAAAAAGAGGCUCUUAGGAUGCAGCCUGGCUGUAGUAGCUGGAAUACUCUACGGUUCCAGUUUUGUACCAGUACUUUACAUCAAGGACCAUGGAAGACGAAAUGAAACUAUAUACACAGGAGCAAGUCAAUUUGAUUUGGAUUAUGUUUUUGCACACUUCAGUGGAAUAUUUCUUACAAGUACCAUCUACUUUUUUAUCUACUGUGCAGUCAGGAAAAAUAAACCUAAUGUUUAUCCACAAGCCAUAUUGCCAGGGUUUGUUUCUGGUGUGCUUUGGGCAAUAGCCAAUUGCUGCUGGUUCAUAGCCAAUCAUUAUCUCAGUGCUGUGGUCAGCUUUCCAAUCAUUACUGCUGGUCCUGGCCUUAUUGCUGCAAUGUGGGGAGUCCUUGUGUUUAAAGAAAUAAAGGGACUGAAAAACUAUGUGUUACUCUCAGUAGCAUUUUGCAUCAUUCUUGCUGGAUCUCUCUCCACCGCUUUUUCUAAAGUUUGAAAGGAUCUUCUGGACCAGUAGAUGGUGCUACUGUGUUAAUAUAAUCAGAAAUACAUACAUUUCAAAAUGUAUGUCCAACAUUUACCCUAACUUGCUUCGGACAAGUGAAAAGGAAAACCUUUGCUAAAUGUUCACAUUUGGCAUGAAGGAAAACUGGAAAUGUUUCU